AUGGACAGAAAUUCGGAAGAAAAUAAUACAACAAGACGUAAUGCAGGUAUCAACACAAGACUUGCCGAUUGUUACCUAUGGCCACCAGAAUUUGGUUCGUCAAAAAGGAAGUCCGUCAGUGGAAUGUCAAAGAUUUCAGAAGAAAGUCAUUCAAAACUGAAUCAAAUGAAAGGAAAAGAUGCAGUUCUAGAAGUAGAUGAAGAGGACAAGACAACCAAAAAUCACUCGAUUCAUCGAAAAGUUCUUCCAUCUGCGGACGACAAACAAGAGACUGCAUCUGUUCGUUCAGUAUGUUCUAGACAAUCGAACUCAAGUAGUGUUGAAUUACAAAGACGAAAGCAUGCUGUUGAAGUUGCAAAAAUCAAACAAGCCAUAGAAAUGAAGAAACUAGAAAAUAAAUUACAAUUGUUAGAGCUAGAGCAGAAAGUGUUUGAGACCCAGGUUUCAGAUGACGUGGAAAGAUCUUCGGGUAGAUCAUUGCAUAGUUCCAGAAGUCAAAGACAAAAUGUUCCAGACAAUACUCCCAGACGGAAAAUGGAUGUAGUAGAGGAAGCUCCAAGACUGACAAUACCAGAUAAGAGACCCGUGCGUUCUCCAGAACCAUCCGACAUCGAACGAUUAUGCCAUACCAUAAGUGAAGCAGUGAAAUCAGUAGGUAGUGCUCCAAGACGAGAUCGAUUUAUUGCACGCCAAGUUGUAGAGAAAGACAUUCUUCACUUUGACGGUAACCCUGAAGAGUGGCCAGUAUUCAUCACACAAUUCAGAAAAAUUGCCUCAUUGUGUGAAUAUUCUUCUGAGGAAAUGAUGAUAAAAUUGCAAAAAUGUUUAAAAGGUGAGGCCAAACUAGCCGUAUCGGGCAUGAUGAUUUCACCUGAUAACGUUGAUUCAGUGCUGAAGAUAUUAGAAAUGAGGUUCGGACGUCCUGAUCUGAUAAUCGAUGGACUUAUAUCGAAGGUUAAAGCUGUGACACCCAUCAGAGAACAUAAUAUAGAGAGUUUGAUCAAAUUUUCAAAUCAUAUAUCUUGUUUAGUCGCAACAAUCAAAUCCUUGGGUUAUAACGAACAUCUUCAGAAUCCUACAUUGGUUCGAGACAUCGUACAAAAGCUUCCAGAUAUGAUUAAACUUCGCUGGGGGGAGGAAGUUAUGAAAAAACAUGGUACUGUUGACCUCAGUGAUCUCUCAGAUUGGAUUUCAGACAUAGCAGCAGCAGCAUGUUACGUGAGUAGACCGAGUUCUUCAACAAUGAAUAAAACGGAGCCUAGAUCGAAGCCAUUCGUAUAUUCUUCGACAAAACGAUAUGAGACUACUCUGACGACAGCUGAUAGCAAGAAAACUGACAAAUUGUGUACGUAUUGUCGAGAAAAAGGACAUUAUAUCCAAGAUUGUUCAAAAAUAAAUCAAGACGAUGUUGAGACCAGAUGGGAGACUGUGACCAGAAGAAAAUUAUGUUUCUCAUGCCUGAAAAACAAUCACCAGACAAUGAAAUGCAGAUCCAAACGUCAAUGUGGUAUCAAUAACUGCAAACGAUCUCAUAAUAAGCUCCUUCAUAAAGAUCAAUCACAACAAAAUUUCGAAUAUACACAGUCUACCCAGACGGAAGAUCUUAGAAAGGAAAACGUUCUUGCUGUGGGACAAGGUGCGGCAAAUAUUCUUUUGCGGAUGAUCAAGGUGAGAUUGUAUGGAAAAAAUGAUUUUCUGGAAACCAUUGCACUCUGUGAUGAAGCUUCGACUGUGACUCUCAUAGACAAAUCCAUUGUUGACCACCUGGAAAUAGAAGGAAAUGUGGAAUCUCUUUGUAUACAAUGGACGAAUAAUAUGACAUCGUGCUACGAAGAUUCUCAUCGCCUAGACCUUGAUAUAUCGGGAAUCCAUAAAAAUGCCAAGAGAUUCACUAUGGAAAAUGUGAGAUCUGUGGAAAAUCUAUCUUUACCUGUUCAAGUCAUUAAGGAAACAGACUGGAAGAAAUAUCCUCACUUACAGGGCAUUCCUUUCAAUGAAAUUCAAGGACGUCCGAUGAUUCUUUUAGGCCAAGAUAACAUCCGACUCACAGUGGCCAGAAGAGUUAUUCAGGGUCCAGAAAAUUCUCCACUUGCAACAAAAACCAAUCUCGGUUGGAUUUUACACGGUGAUGUGGACAAUCAUCAUGGCAAUAAGGGAAUUUUUCAUUCCUUUCAUAUUUGUCAUUGUGAAACUGUUGCUGACGACGAGCUCCACAAGAUGGUGAAACACUCUUUUAGUACUGAAGCCUUUGGAGUUCAAGUAGCUAUAAAAUCCAACAAAAAAGACAGCAGGGCGCUUGAUAUAAUGCAAAAAACUGUAAAACGAAUCGGUGACCGAUUUGAAAUAGGACUGCUCUGGAGGGAGAACGAUAUUCACUUGCCUGAAAGUAAAAAUGUAGCCGUUCGAAGACUUAUGUGUGUGGAAAAACAAAUGCACAAAGAUGAAAAUUUCAAGAGAAGAUACUGUGAGAAAAUUGAAAGCUACUUAAGAAAAGGAUAUGCCAGGAAGCUGUCAGCUGAAGAAGCAUCUGAAGAAGGUCCUCGUUGCUGGUACUUACCUCAUUUUGGAGUAAUAAAUCCGAAUAAACCAGCCAAGCUACGACUUGUUUUCGAUGCUGCUUCAAAGUCGUGUGGAACUUCCCUAAAUGAAAAUUUACUUGCUGGACCAGACCUCUUACAACCAUUGGUGGAAGUAUUGAUAAAGUUUAGACAACGAAAGAUCGCCUUCUGCAGUGAUGUUCGUGAGAUGUUCCAUCAAGUCAAGAUCAUUACUUCGGAUCAAUGCUCCCAAAGAUUUCUCUGGAGAGAAGGAAAUACCGAAAAACCACACGAUGUUUACGAAAUGCAGGUCAUGACAUUUGGUGCUACCUGUUCUCCGACUUGCGCACAAUUCGUUAAGAAUUUGAAUGCCCGACAACUAACACAAAGACAAGAUAUUUUGGACGCUAUUGAGAUGAAACACUAUGUCGAUGAUUAUUUAGACUGCACCGACACUGUAGACGAAGCCUUAGAAAAGAUUUUUGAAGUGAAACGUAUUCAAAAUUUGGGUGGAUUUGAAUUAGUUGACUGGACAUCAAACUCUAAAGAUGUUAUGGAUGCUCUUUCUACACAAGAAGAUUUUAUAUGCAAAGAUCUUGAUUUGGACUCUGAUAGGUCGAUACAACGAAUUUUAGGACUUUCCUGGGAUUCAAAACUAGAUAGCUUCUGUUUUAAACUGAAAUCCAACAUUUUUGAGGUCGAAACCAGAAAUGGCACAACGAAAAGACAAAUUCUGAAAAUAGUGAUGUCCAUUUUCGACCCAUUAGGACUUAUUGCUAAUUUGACAGUACGAGGAAGAAUCCUCAUUCAAGAUAUAUGGAAAUCCGGAAUUGGUUGGGAUGAUUCAGUCGAACAUGAACAAUAUAAGACAUGGAAAUUAUGGCUUUUGGAUCUUCAAAAAAUUACAAAUAUUUCUAUACCUAGGUGCUAUUCAACGAGUAUUUCUAAGGCUGAAAGAGUAGAGUUACAUAUAUUCUGUGAUGCGAGCAAAAGGGCGUACGCUUCUGUAGCUUACCUACGAAUGAUCGCCCAGACAUCAAUCGAUGUAUCUUUAAUUUUUGCUAGAGCUAGGGUGGCACCGAACAAACCGAUUUCAAUUCCGAGACUCGAACUUCAAGCCGCUUUAAUGGGAUCAAGACUCAAGAAAAUGCUGAUCAAAACGUUAGAAAUCAAAAUUGACAAAACGUACCUAUGGACUGAUUCAACAACAGUACUUCACUGGAUCAAAAACGAUGGGAGUAAACUGGGACAAUUUGAAUCUCAUCGCGUAGGUGAAAUUCAAGAGUCAACAGACAGUUCUGAUUGGCAUUGGGUUCCAUCCAAGUCAAAUGCUGCCGACAAUGCCACAAGAACCUAUUUUGAUGAUGGAAAUAAUUUGGAUUUCACUCGUUGGCAUAAUGGACCAGAAUUUCUACAACUCCACGAUGAAAUGACAUGGCCGAUCAAGAAAACCGACUGUGGGGGAAUUUUGAAAAAUUCUGAAGAUGAAGAAGAUAUUCAACCGAUAGAAUUUUUGGCCACUAUUCUAGAAAAUGAUUCCUGUUUACCGGAUAUAAACCGUUUUUCCAAAUGGAUGAGGUUGAUUAGAGCCACGGCCUGGGUGCUGGUAGUCGCUAAAUUGUUGAUUUCAAAACUUCGUUCCAAAAAUAGUCAAAUUAUAGCAGAAAUUACCACUUCAGACCUUGAAGAAGCUGAAAUCAGAUCAAUCACGCAAUGUCAACUGGAAAGUUUUCCAGAAGAAAUCUCUUUCUUAAAGAAAAGCAUGUGCUUGAAGAAUCAGAGUAGACUAAAACAACUUUCACCGGUCAUGGAUAAAAAUGGAGUUUUGGUAGUGAGUGGACGGACUGACUUGGCCACACAAAUGGAAAUGACAACCAGAAGACCCAUAAUAUUGCCAUCUAAACAUAGGUUGACUAAAUUACUACUGCAUCAUUACCAUGAACAAUGUGCUCAUCAAGGUAUCGAAACUGUAUUGAAUACUGCUAGGCAAAAAUUUUGGAUUAUUGAUGGUAGAUCAGCCGUGAAGACCACAUUCGCAGAAUGUAAAAAAUGCCGGAUUUUAAAAGCUAAACCUGCAAUUCCACAAAUGGGCCAACUUCCGACAUUCAGAUUGACUCCACCAGCUCAUGCAUUCACAUACACAGGAAUUGAUUAUUUCGGACCCCUGUAUGUAACAGUUGGACGUCGACGCGAGAAAAGAUGGGGAGUUAUUUUCACCUGUUUAUCGAUAAGAGCUGUACAUCUUGAAGUAGCACACUCGUUAUCAACGGAGUCAACGCUAAUGGCAGUGAGACGAAUGAUAGCAAGAAGAGGACAACCUCUGCAAAUUUAUUCCGAUAAUGGAACUAAUUUUAGAGGAUCCUCUGAGGAACUGAAGAAAGCUGUAAAAGAAAUGGAUAAGGAGAAUUUGAAACGAGAAAUGUUAGUGAGAAAUAUUGAAUGGAAAUUCAUUCCACCUGCUUCUCCCCAUAUGGGCGGUGCAUGGGAGAGACUAGUGCGUUCAGUGAAAACUACAUUUCAUGUUAUUCUAAAUAAUCAGAUAUUGAAGGACGAGCUACUCCUUACCUUAUUUGCAGAAUGCGAAAAAAUUGUGAACUCUAGACCAAUCACGAAAGUAUCUGUUGAUCCUGAUGACUUGGAGGCCUUAACACCAAACCAUUUUCUUUUGGAUGCUACAAAUUAUUCGACAGCUUUCGAAUCUGAAAAUGGAAAUUUAAGGGGACAAUGGAGACGAGCUCAAGAGUUAAGAAACUCGUUCUGGAAAAGAUGGACGAGGGAAUAUCUACCGACUUUGACCAAAAGAACGAAGUGGAGGAACGAUGGCAGACCUAUGAAGCUACAUGAUGUAGUUAUAGUUAUAGAUGAUACCGCUCCUAGAAAAUACUGGAAACUCGGAUUAAUUGAAAAGAUUUUUCCGGGACCCGAUGGAAAAAUUAGAGUCGUUCAAGUGAAAACAGCGAAUGGUUCUUAUAAACGACCUGUUACCAAGAUAUGUAGAUUGGAUAUCGAAGAUAGUGGACAAAGAUGA
Molecule: messenger RNA, 5565 nt
Organism: Coccinella septempunctata (seven-spotted ladybird)
Lineage: Eukaryota; Metazoa; Arthropoda; Insecta; Coleoptera; Coccinellidae
Exons: 1
Coding region: 1-5565 (1854 amino acids)
Biological process (GO): DNA integration
Molecular function (GO): nucleic acid binding; zinc ion binding
Source: RefSeq, a predicted model, not a curated record